Heterostelium album PN500 is the source of this 546-nucleotide messenger RNA. RefSeq names its product ADP-ribosylation factor family protein (gene arrH). The transcript has 2 exons. The record is from RefSeq and is a predicted model, not a curated record. Gene Ontology annotation, molecular function: GTPase activity; GTP binding. Bases 1 to 546 code for a protein of 181 amino acids. Gene Ontology annotation, cellular component: cytoplasm. Gene Ontology annotation, biological process: vesicle-mediated transport; intracellular protein transport. Lineage: Eukaryota; Evosea; Eumycetozoa; Acytosteliales; Acytosteliaceae.
AUGGGAUCAUUUUUCACUAAAAAAUACGAAUUUCUUGAUCCAAAAGCAAAUCAUAGAGUUAUUAUGAUUGGUUUGGAUGGUGCUGGAAAAACAACAUUAUUAUAUAGAUUAAAAAUUGGAGAAAUAGUUUCAACAUUGCCUACCAUUGGAUUCAAUAUUGAGACAAUUCAAUAUAAGAAUAUCAAUUUUACAGUUUGGGAUGUUGGUGGACAAAACAAAAUCCGUGCUCUCUGGAAACAAUAUUUCCUAAAUAGUACUGCUCUCAUUUUUGUUAUUGACAGUACAGAUUAUGAAAGAAUCAGUGAAGUUCAAGAAGAGAUUUCGAAUUUGGCAACAGAUGAAGUAACAGGAUCUCCUUUGUUGAUAUACUUGAACAAACAAGAUCAACCAAAUGCAAUGAACUCAGCUCAACUGACAGAAAAACUCAGACUCAAUGAUAUCAAAGAUAGAAAAUGGUAUGUUCAACCAAUGAGCGCCAAAAAUGGAGAUGGUAUUUUCGAAGGUUUAGAUUGGUUAUCACAUAGUCUAAAGACUCGGUGGAGAUAA